Onthophagus taurus is the source of this 1461-nucleotide messenger RNA. RefSeq lists its product as uncharacterized. The record is from RefSeq and is a predicted model, not a curated record. Gene Ontology annotation, cellular component: endomembrane system. NCBI's taxonomy places the organism in Eukaryota, Metazoa, Arthropoda, Insecta, Coleoptera, Scarabaeidae.
AGGUUAUGUUGCGUGAUUUUGAGGUUAUAUCCACAUACGUUUCCCGUCAAAUCUAAAUUCACCACAUUCCUCAGAAAAUCCACGUUUCCAAACCACUUAAAUUACUUGUAAUAACAAUUAUUAACUUACCAAAAUCAUGUAUUAUCUUAAAAUUUGUUUUGCUUUACUUUUAUUUACAACCAAAGUGAACAAUGUUUUCGGUUUUGAUUCAGAUCAAUUGGAAGUAUUCGAUGUUGUUGAAGAAGUAAAAGUGAAUUUUUAUGAAGCGUUCAACAUUACACAAAAUGCAUCUCUAUCGGAUAUUAAAAGCGCUUUUCGGAGACAAUCGUUGUUACUUCAUCCAGAUAAAAACCCCGGGGUGGACACUUCAGAACAAUUUAGACACGUCGUAGCAAUAUAUGAUGUAUUAAAAGACGCGAAUAAAAGAAAAUAUUACGAUGAAGUCCUCGUUAAUGGACUGCCAAAUUGGAAAUCCGCUGUUUAUUAUUAUCGUUACGUCCGUAAAAUGGGUUUAUUAGAAACGUCGAUUAUAUUAUUUAUUAUUAUUACAAUCGGGCAGUACUUAGUAGCAUGGGGAGCUUACUUUGAAAAAAAAUUAACUUUAGAUCAAGUAAAAGGAAAAAAGCAAAAAAAAAUAGUUGCAACAAUCGAAAUUCCAAAACCAUCAUUUUUAGAUACCUUACCAUUUCAAAUCCCAAAAUGGACCAUUUAUUUCAUUACAUCAAUUCCAAGCUUUAUAACAUACUUAUAUUCAUAUUUUAAACAAAAAGCGAUAGAAAAAGUUGAAGAAAUCAUCCAAAAAGAAGAACAACCCGAGGAAACCAUAGUUUUAGAAUCAAAAACAAUCAGAAGAAGAAAACCGGGUUUUAAAAUCCCAGAAGGGCCCAAUUUUGAAACGACAACUAAUUAUUCAUCGCCCGAUAAUAUCGCUAACACCGAUUCUCAACCUCCACCAAUUUCCGGUGGAUUAUGGACUGAUGACGAUUUAGAACAAUUAAUAUCGCUCGUUAAAAAAUAUCCAGGCGGAACUUCUAAUCGUUGGGAAUUAAUUUCCGAAGCUUUAAAUCGAUCGGUACCAGAAGUGACUUAUAUGGCAAAUAAAAUGAAAAAUAACGCGUAUAGAUUACCUAAUCAACAAGAAGAAGAACCGAGCGAGCCCAUUAAAGUGAAGCAAAAAACGAAAGGCGGGAAAUUAGGCGUGGAACAAUCACAAAAUAAUUGGAGUCAGAUUCAACAGAAAGCACUCGAAGAUGCCUUAGUUAAGUUUCCGAAAGGUUGUUUGGAGCGUUGGGAUCGAAUCUCGGAAAACGUUCCGGAUAAAACUAGGGAGGAGUGUAUGUUGAGGUAUAAAAGUUUAGUUGAAGCUGUUAAAAAUAAGGAUAAUCUUAAAGAAUUUAGUUGAAAAGAGAAAAAAUAUUUUUUAUUUAUACUUUAAAAAAAUAAAUUUAAUUAAAAAAAUCA